Messenger RNA from Anoplopoma fimbria (sablefish), 5713 nucleotides. RefSeq names its product solute carrier family 38 member 4 (gene slc38a4). The record is from RefSeq and is a predicted model, not a curated record. The transcript is spliced from 16 exons. Lineage: Eukaryota; Metazoa; Chordata; Actinopteri; Perciformes; Anoplopomatidae. Bases 334 to 1968 code for a protein of 544 amino acids. Gene Ontology annotation, molecular function: amino acid transmembrane transporter activity. Gene Ontology annotation, biological process: amino acid transmembrane transport.
GGGUGCUCGGAGAAGGAAGGGCCUGGUUGAACUCUGUCUGUCCUCAUUGGUCGACGCAGGCCCUCCCUCCUCUGUUUUUAAUCUCACCUGAGAUACAAAAGAGCUGCAGCUCCUCACCCAUUCACUUUUCCUUCAACUCUCCUGGGAUUAAAUCGAUUAAAAAGAAGAUAAAAAGGAAACAAUCCAGGAACCACUUUUAGGAACUUUCGAUUAAGUAUCUUUCUAACAAAGUCUAAGAGAGGAAGAGAAAGAAGCACAUCACCGCCUUGUGAACUGUAAAACCUGAAAUCCUAAAAAGAAAGCCGCUCUUCACCGCCGCUCGCCACCCUCACAAUGCCGGGAGCCGUGGAUCGGAUGGAGCUGAGGAAAGUCUCCACAGAGGCUGAUGACGAAAGCACAGACAGCCUGGACGACCGCUUCACGGAGCCCAUCGACUCUGAGAAGGGCAUCACCGACAGUCAGUUUUUAGACGACAAUGAGGACGGGGAAAGCCAGAAGUUUCUGUCAAAUGGGCUGAUGAAGAAGAAGAAAUAUGAGGAGUACCAUGAAGAAUACCAUCCCGGCCACACCUCAUUCGGGAUGUCCGUGUUCAACUUGAGCAAUGCCAUCAUGGGCAGUGGCAUCCUUGGCCUGUCCUACGCCAUGGCAAACACUGGCAUCGUGCUCUUUUCAAUCCUCCUCUUCGCUGUGGCCAUCCUCUCUUUAUAUUCUGUACAUCUGCUCCUUAUGACAGCUAAAGAAGGAGGAUCCCUCAUCUAUGAGAAGCUUGGAGAGAGAGCAUUCGGUUGGCCGGGGAAAAUGGCGGCAUUCGGAUCCAUAAUCAUGCAGAAUAUUGGAGCCAUGUCCAGCUACCUCUUCAUCGUAAAGUACGAGCUCCCCGAAGUGAUCCGAGCCUUUCUGGGUUUGGAGGAAAUCUCUGGUGAGUGGUACAUGAACGGGAACUACCUGGUGGUGUUCGUGUCGAUCGGAAUCAUCCUGCCUUUGUCUCUGCUCAAAAAUCUGGGCUACCUUGGCUAUACCAGCGGCUUCUCCCUCUCCUGCAUGGUCUUCUUCCUGGGUGUGGUGAUCUACAAGAAGACCCAGCUUCCAUGCCCUCUCCCCUUCUUCUACCACCACUCGUCCAACCUGAGCAUGAACGCCUCAGGCAUGUACCCGCCUUUGAACACCACGUCGCACAUGGACUUCUCCCGCGCCGACGUCUCCCCGGCGGUGCUCGGCAGCCACGACGCCCACCAGUCCGCCGGCGUCCACGUGGCACCCCAUCCGGACGACGAGGAGAUGUGCACACCCAAAUACUUUGUCUUCAACUCACAGACGGCGUACACGGUGCCCAUCCUGGCCUUCGCCUUUGUCUGCCACCCUGAGGUCCUGCCCAUCUACAGUGAGCUUAAAGAUCGCAGCCGGAAAAAGAUGCAGAACGUCUCCAACCUGUCCAUCUUGACUAUGCUCAUCAUGUACAUGCUGUCGGCACUGUUUGGCUACCUCACCUUUUACGACAACGUGGAGGCAGAGUUGCUCCACACCUUCACCAAGGUGUAUAAGUUUGACACCAUGUUGCUGCUGGUGCGUCUGGCUGUUCUCACUGCCGUCACUCUGACUGUCCCCAUCGUGUUGUUCCCUAUCCGCUCCUCCAUCACCACUCUGCUGUUCAGCAAACGAGAGUUCAGCUGGAUUCGCCACAUGCUGAUCGCCGCCGCCAUCCUGGCCUUCAACAACAUGUUGGUCAUCUUUGUCCCCACCAUCAGGGACAUCUUCGGCUUCAUCGGUUCCUCUGCAGCCACCAUGCUCAUCUUUAUCCUACCGGCCGCCUUUUACAUCCGUCUGGUAAAAUCAGUGCCGUUCCGCUCCCCGCAGAAGAUCGGUGCGAGCAUCUUCCUCAUCGUGGGAGUCAUCUUCAUGAUUGGCAGCCUGUCACUCAUCGUCCUCGACUGGAUCCACAACCCCCCAGGCUCCAGCGGUGGUCACUAAGCUCUCUCUUCCCCCCAUCAGAUUCACAUUUAACAGUGCACCCCGUUCCCCACCCCACCUCAGCUGGUCCAACAUCUGGGAACGGGGUUCACCAGUGAUUCCCUUCCCUACUUCAAAUCACAAACGUCAGUCAUAAACAUAUGGACAUAAUGCGCUGCACCGGAUAAAGGCAUCUUCAGUUUUCUCCCCUAGAGAAUAUUACUGGAGGGAGACUUUUUCACUCAGUUACAAAUUUUGUAGUUGUUUUUUUUUUUCUGUUGUUGCUGUAAAGUUCUGGAUUAGUCAGCACAAACAUGAAAAUCAAAAUCCAGAGAGAGGGAAACAAGACUGGUUUAAUGUGCCACCAACAGCAUGAAAUCAUUGUCAUCUUCCUUAAUAUUUCCAGCUAUGAAGAAAUGGAACAAACACAUACUGUAUAGCCCUCAUCUGAAGCAGAUCUGUGAUUUGCCGGGCUGGAAUGACAAUGCGCAUCCCUCAGUCCUCUGUGUACUUGAAGGAGACAUUUGGAGGUAAGGUGUGUGGUCCUCCAUGAAACCAGGAGCACUUCUAGCAUUACGUUUCACUUUGUGUGUAGAGCUAGCACAAACGCACACAUACACAAACCUAUAGGCUCGGUGAAAACACAUCUACACAUGAUUUUUCGGCUCAUCUCAAAACAGAAAAAGGAAAAUCAUUAAUUUAAUUAAAACGUGUACAACUUUCAUUCAGGAAAAGUUGUUUGCUGCUCUGCCACACCUAACAAUCCGAAGCAUUGCCAAAGUCUAAAUGCACAUACUAAACUCGAUCGGGUUCAUGCACAUUCAGUGUUACUGUCAUAGAGGGAUCUGAACAUGCAAGAUAGCAAUGUACAUAAUUAAGUUUGUCUACUGAAGAAAAGGGUUGUACAAAAUAUCAUACUGUAGUUCAUACAGCUCUUUUCCAUGAAGGUUUUAUGAAGCUAAGUGAUCAUUUCCAACAUGCAGUAGAAACACCUGCUGAAAUGAUUUGUUUAAGUUGUUAUUUUAUUUAGUAAUUGGCAAAAUAUGUAUGACAAAACUAUUUGAAAUAUGCAUUGUACAUAAAUGCAACUGGACAAUUCAAAAGUAAAUUAAAUUCGACCAAAAUAGCUAAAUGUUAAAGAGCUAAUUCGAAAUCUGAUUGUAAAUUCAAGAUGCUAAGUGAAAUAUUUUUAAGACGUGCCAUACUAUCCUCAUGCCUUCUGAAGGAAAACCCCUACUCUUUCCAAAUGUAAUGUAAGGAGACGCCUUAUUUUAUAUUGUAAGUGAUAUUUUACCGUGAGUUAUAUGAGAAAGAUUGAUACCACUCUCAUGUCUGUAUGCUAUUUUAUGAGGCUAACGUUACAGCUAGCAGGGGAAUUAGCUUGGCAUGAAGACAGCUUGCUAACUCCCCGUAGAACGAUAACUUGACGUUUUUUAUAUUCUAGUUUCCAUACAAAUUCUCCUAAUGAAAUAUAGUUUUGGAAUUACAAAGCUUUAGAAGGGCUGGUAAGUCGAUUUUCACUUUGGGCCAAGUGCUCCAGGCUAGCUGUUUCCCACACUUUCAGGCUUUAUGCGAGGCUAAGCUUACCGUCUCUAGGUGCUAGCUACAUCUUUAGUCUACUGACAUGAGAGUAGUGCAGCAAUUUAAUAAGCUUUUUUUUUUUUUAUGUGAAAGUAAUGAACAAUAUCACACACACAUCAUGAUGAAACAGAGCUAGCUUAAAUAUUGAUACAUGCAGAGGAUUUGACUCGUAUAAGAAUGUAAAACCAGCUCAAAAAUGUAUCAACUUUUUCACUUAACUCUUUAAAUUUCUGCCUUUAAAGAUGAUUUAAAAAACAACAUUUGGAUGGAUAACAUUAAGUAAAACUGUUCCAGAAAAUUCAGAUAGUGUGUUUUUUGGCUUUAAAUACAUCACUUCAUCUCGUUUGCUGACAAAACCAAGGUUACGGUAAAUUAUUAAUCUCAGUGGACCGAUUAUCAUGUAGUUACAUAAUUUCAGUGUUCAAUCUGUUGUUGUACACAUAGUCAAUAAUCAGAUAAAACUUGUAACAACGAUUCUUUUAAAUUGUGCCUUUGCAUUGUUAUCAAAUUGGUUUCUGAAAACUGGUGCCUUUGGUAGAAUCAUUCACGACAACACCAAAACCUCAUUUCACCUCGUUUCCGAAGCCGUUACCUGUCACCAACACAUCCAGCCAAAGUGGAUAACAAUUAUAGAUCCUUUGCGGAUCUAUGAACAUGAAACAAAUUGAUAUUUCAAAUGAAAUAGUGUAUUAUGUGCAUGUUUUUGGAUUACAAACAUGGUCUUUUUGGACAAUUGUAUAUGCUCUGUAAAUAAUCUUUAUUUUAUGGUACACUGACACUCAUUGUGAGUGGGUUGUUGGGGGAUUCUGCCUUACAAGUCUUCUGCAAUCCGGUGUUUGUUUUAGUAUAUAAAUAUAUAUAACUUGUAUUAGAAUUUUUUUUCCCUUGCUGUAUGACAGUAGUUUUUUUGUCUUUAUUUGAAACUUGUAUAUUUGUAGAAAAUCUGGUCUCUAUAUAUCCAUUUUCAUGUUUUAAUGUUAACUCGCCAUAUCAGGAUGAAUUAAUCAUUCGUCUCUAACACGGUUUUCCCACAAGUCUCAGAAACGAGGCAAUGUGUUUCUCUAGCUGAUAGGCUCCUGCUGACCAACACUGGGUUGAGAUUGCAGCCACAAGUAAGCAGUAUUGCUGUUAUUCAAAAACAGUGCUUUAACACUUUACAGAAGCAAGACAAGAUUAUCCGAAGUAUUUCGUGACCACACUACAAGGAAGGUUCUUGAAAGAGCACAUGGCUCUUCUGCUAUUUAUCGCAUGGCAUAGCGCAUAUGUUAACGUAAAGCUGUACAUCUACGCUAACGUGUGGCUGUGCACCUCUUCCACAGGAUAAAAAAAAAAGUACAAAAACCUUCUGUGUUUUCCAGUUCUGAAGCUCUAUCUGGACAAUCGUACACAGUAGUUUAUACAUAGUGGCUUCUCAUACUGUGGCUUAUGAUGUAUAUCACUGUUAUCAUAGAAAAAACUUUUCUUUCUUGAACUGGAGCUUUCCACGGCCUGAUAAAGUCAGCAAGCUUCGUGACCGAAGGGUCCACGCAGACCCUUCAGGACCCGUUAUGAAUGUUCAAUAAUGGAUUGUUCCCUGUUUGUAAAUCUGGUUCACUUCAUUUAUUUUCUUCAUGAAUGUUUAGCUGUCACUUCAUUAGCCUCCCGCCGUCAGCGGCGUAUUCUGCCUCUUUGGCGGUCAACAGCUUCGUCUCUUCCUCAGGUUGGGUCUCAUCUUUUUUAAAGUGCUUAUUUUUUAAAAGACGAGACGCGGCAAGUUUUUUGAUAGAAUGCUCACAGCACCGCACCUCUACCCCCUUUAGUAUCUCAGGUAUUCGGUCUGGAUGAUAUUUCUUCUCACUUUUGGACAAUUCUCUUCACCUCUUUUGCAUGAUUGAGCCAAGCCGUACAAUGUUGCAGUAUAUUGUGCUGGCUUAGAUGAGAAGUCGUCUUGUGAUCUGUAAAAGCAGACAAGACCCUUGCUGAUUUUGUUCAGAAAGGAGUUGUACAGCUUCACCUGCCCAAUUUUUCAAUGGACCUCUAUCCCUGGAGAAGCACUGGCUCGAUGUUUGUGCUGUUCACAGUGCCUCUGCUUCCUGUGGAUCAGGCCGAACAUUCAGAAUUGUAAUUUUACCCAAACAAAGGGGAUGUUUUUUGUAUCAGUGAUGCUGUAUCAUUAUGAUGAACAAUAAAAAUGUGAAAUGAAAAA